AUGGCAGACGAUGUGGAAAAGUGUCGAGCGGCCUUGAGGAGAUAUCCCGCCGGCCAUUCUCUUCGAUCACAGUAUCUCAGCAAUCUCGCUUCCAGCCUUGCAGACAGAUUCAGGCAGCGGGGCGUCCCGUCUGACCUUGAUGAGUCCAUCGAGCUCAAUCGGGCUGCACUACUCCUUCGUCCCCCCGGUCAUUCUGAUCGAUCAUACUCUCUCAACAAUCUCGCUGCCAGCCUCGCAGACAGAUUCGGGCAGCGGGGCGUCCCGUCUGACCUUGAUGAGUGCAUCGAGCUGCAUCGGGCUGCACUACUCCUUCUUCCCCCCGGUCAUUCUGAUCGAUCAUACUCUCUCAACAAUCUCGCUGCCAGCCUUGCGGUCAGGUUCAGGCAGCGGGGCGUCCCGUCAGACCUUGAUGAGAGCAUCGAGCUCAAUCGGGCUGCACUACUCCUUCUUCCCCCCGGUCAUUCUGAUCGAUCAUACUCUCUCAACAAUCUCGCUGCCAGCCUUACGGUCAGGUUCAGGCAGCGGGGCGUCCCGUCAGACCUUGAUGAGAGCAUCGAGCUCAAUCGGGCUGCACUACUCCUUCGUCCCCCCGCCUUGCGGUCAGGUUCAGGCAGCGGGGGCGUCCCGUCAGACCUUGAUGAGAGCAUCGAGCUCGAUCGGGCUGCACUACUCCUUCGUCCCCCUCGGUUCAGGCAGCGGGGCGUCCCGUCAGACCUUGAUGAGAGCAUCGAGCUCAAUCGGGCUGCACUACUCCUUCUUCCCCCCGGUCAUUCUGAUCGAUCACUGUCCCUCAACAAUCUCGCCCUCGGCCUUCGAGACAGAUUCUGGCAGCGGGGCGUCCCGUCAGACCUUGAUGAGUCCAUCGAGCUCAAUCGGGCUGCACUACUCCUUCGUCCCCUCGGUCAUUCUAAUCGAUCACACUCUCUCAACAGUCUCGCUGCCAGCCUCGCAGACAGAUUUAGGCAGCGGGGCGUCCCGUCUGACCUUGAUGAGUCCAUCGAGCUCGAUCGGGCUGCACUACUCCUUCGUCCCCCCGGUCAUUCUGAUCGAUCAUACUCUCUCAACAAUCUCGCUGCCAGCCUUGCGGUCAGGUUCAGGCAGCGGGGCGUCCCGUCAGACCUUGAUGAGAGCAUCGAGCUCGAUCGGGCUGCACUACUCCUUCUUCCCCCCGGUCAUUCUGAUCGAUCACUGUCCCUCAACAAUCUCGCCCUCGGCCUUCGAGACAGAUUCUGGCAGCGGGGCGUCCCGUCAGACCUUGAUGAGAGCAUCGAGCUCAAUCGGGCUGCACUACUCCUUCUUCCCCCCGGUCAUUCUGAUCGAUCAUACUCUCUCAACAAUCUCGCUGCCAGCCUCGCAGACAGAUUCGGGCAGCGGGGCGUCCCGUCUGACCUUGAUGAGUGCAUCGAGCUCCAUCGGGCUGCACUACUCCUUCGUCCCCCCGGUCAUUCUGAUCGAUCAUACUCUCUCAACAAUCUCGCCAACAGCCUCGCAGACAGAUUCAGGCAGCGGGGCGUCCCGUCAGACCUUGAUGAGUGCAUCGAGCUCAAUCGGGCUGCACUACUCCUUCUUCCCCCCGGUCAUUCUGAUCGAUCAUACUCUCUCAACAAUCUCGCUGCCAGCCUCGCAGACAGAUUCGGGCAGCGGGGCGUCCCGUCUGACCUUGAUGAAACAUUUAGCCUCUUCUUGCAACUCCCACACAUAUCUCAUGCAGUGUCUCGUGCGGAUCUUACUGCUGCAAAGUCAUGGGCUACCGCUGCUGAAGAGACAAACCAUAGUUCUGCAUUACUCGCAUAUCAAACUGCAUCGAAAUUCCUAGAUCAGCAUGUCAAUCUUUUGUCGUCCUCGUCACGUCAUUUCGAUGUCGUGAGCAUGGCUACGGCGUCCCUUGCUGUGGACGCCUUCUCAUGCAGCGUUCGUCAUGGUGCGCUGACAACUGCUGUGGAAUUGGUGGAGCAAGGUCGUGCAGUGUUCUGGACCCAGUUGGUACGCUUAAGCUCGCCGUCCGAUGGACUUUCUCUACCUGGUGACGCCGGUGGAGCCUUGGCGGAAGAAUUCAAGCAGCUGAGCUUUCGCCUUCGUACUGCAUUCGAUCAGUCUACUGGAGACCAGCCCCCACAAAUCCGACAACUGACCAUGCAAUGGAACGAUGUCGUUUCCCGCAUCCGCAUGCUCCCUGACUUAUCUCAGUUUCUCCUGCCUCCCAUGUUCUCAGACCUACAGAAGGCCGCUGAAGAAGGUCCAGUCAUCAUCGUCAAUGCUAGUCAGUACAGCUGUGACGCCUUGAUUGUCCUAAGUGAUCAAAAUCCUAUUCACGUUCCGAUUGAUGUCACGCGCACUCAAGUCUCCGAAUUGUCCUCCGAUUUUCAGUCUGUCGCAGAGCAAUUCGGUUCUUCCGAUCAUCAGAACAAGCUUGUGGGCAUCCUCCGCAAGCUUUGGCAUGAUAUUGUUGACCCCGUGGUCCAAGCCCUUGGGAAGUCGAAUGUUUGCCCUGGCUCGCGUAUCUGGUGGUGUCCCACUGCUGAAUUUACUUUACUUCCUCUACAUGCAGCAGGACCCUAUGAGAGGGAGAGAGAUAACUUGUCACAGAUUUAUAUCUCCUCUUAUACCCCCACUUUGGCGACACUAGUUCGUGCGAGACAGCGCGUUUCUCCAUAUGCAUCUACUCAAUAUUUUGUUGCAAUUGGUCAAGGAAACCCGGACAGAGGGAAGGAGCUACGAUGCGUCGCUCCUGAAUUAGCCGCCAUAGCUCAGCGUCUCGUACCCAUCGUGUCGUCCUUCACGUCGCUCGAGGAGAGCGACGCAACAGUGCAGGGUGUCCUCGAAGCACUAAACCACAACCAGUGGCUUCACUUAGCCUGCCACGGAAUACCGAAUCGACAACGUCCAUUUGAAUCUUCCUUCGCAAUGCGUGAUGGGCCGUUGAUGAUCAGGGACAUCAUCCGAUCCAACUGGCAGAACCCCGAGUUUGCUUUCUUAUCAGCUUGCCACACCACCGUGGGCGAUGAGAAGAGUCCCGACGAAUCUAUCCAUCUCGCUGCGGCGAUGCAAUUCUCCGGAUUUCGCAGUGUGAUCGGCUCUAUGUGGUCCGUCGACGACGAGGUUGCACGGCAGGUUGUGUCUGCUUUUUACGACAAGCUGGUCGAUGAUUCAGGGAAAUUGGACUGCACGCGGGCUGCGGUGGCGUUGCACAAGGCUGUGAAGAAAUUGCGGCGCAAUAAUAUUCCACUGGAACAGCAGAUCGUAUUUGUUCACAUAGGUAUCUAG
Molecule: messenger RNA, 3264 nt
Organism: Suillus subalutaceus
Lineage: Eukaryota; Fungi; Basidiomycota; Agaricomycetes; Boletales; Suillaceae
Product: TPR-like protein
Exons: 3
Coding region: 1-3264 (1087 amino acids)
Molecular function (GO): protein binding
Source: RefSeq, a predicted model, not a curated record